Molecule: messenger RNA, 339 nt
Organism: Anisakis simplex (herring worm)
Lineage: Eukaryota; Metazoa; Nematoda; Chromadorea; Rhabditida; Anisakidae
Source: the annotation of a GenBank genome assembly
UCACUAUUUGAUAUAUAUUUUAGGUGUACAACAGUGUAUGGCACACCAACAAUGUAUAUUGAUAUGUUGAAUCAUCCCAAAUAUUCCGAAUUCGAUUAUUCUUCCAUUUUCUCAGGUUUCGUCGCUGGUGCUCCUUGUCCGAUUGCAUUGUGUCGACGAUUAGUGAAAGAACUGGGAAUGCGUGAUUUACAGGUUUGUUACGGUACCACGGAAACAAGUCCCGUAUCCUACAUGUCAAUCAGAGAUGACUCACCCGAAGAUCGCAUCAAAUCAGUUGGACACAUUAUGGACCAUCUCGAGGUUGGUAUAUCUUCAUAUUUGCAAAAACUUUAUUCAUAG